AUGCCUAUGCCUGUUCGCGAAUCCAAACGCUGUGAUUCGUUCUUGGGCUCUCCUUUGGCUAUUAGAGAUCAUUCCGUUCUUGGGUUCUAUCGACAAGUUAGUGUCUGUUUUAGCAAGUGUUUAACAAGUGGUUGCACAAAUAGAUUUACUGGAUAUUACGUAUAUUCUAAGUUUAGAUUCAAAUCGAAUUGGCAGCUCUUCUACCGCCUCUCAACCUAUUCCACACAUUCUACUCGUUUGUGCACGUUUCUUCAAACUUGUCGGAACUUCUCGCAACUCGAAUGUCGAUAUCGAACAUGUCGAGUUGAACUCUCCGCGCCGAUAUCGCUCAGGCGUCAAGCGACAGGAUUCAUCACGUUGUACCUUCGAAAUGGAUCUCCCUCCGGAUUUUUUCAAAUUCGCCUCGCCUCCAAACGAAAGGAGUCGCUUGAAAAUACUAUUCUACGCGCGAUGUCUUCCCGAUCGAAAGGGAAAAUGCUGGGAAAAGUGCGACGCGUCAUCAGAGUGUGUCCCUUUGCUCUGGUAGUGGAUAAUAGGGAAAUUGAAUUGUCCCAUUUGCGCACUACCAUGGACGGGAUUAAUAUUAAAAUGAGAAAAUUUUCGCUAUGUGAAGGAUAGAUGGCGAUAGUGAAUUUUUUACUUUCUGUUGCCCCCACGAUUUGUCGAG
Messenger RNA from Phyllotreta striolata, 667 nucleotides. The record is from the annotation of a GenBank genome assembly. Lineage: Eukaryota; Metazoa; Arthropoda; Insecta; Coleoptera; Chrysomelidae.